AUGCGUUUCGCAGCUGCAUACCUUUUAGUCGUGAUCUGUGGAAAUGCUUCCCCAGCCGCCGCCGACAUCGAGAAAAUCCUCAGCUCCGUCGGUAUCUAAGCGGAUUCAGUCCGCGUCAGCAAGGUGAUUAGCGAGCUGAAAGGUAAGUCGAUCGAGGAGCACAUCGCAUCCGGCCGGGAGAAAUUGUCUUCGAUACCAACUGGUGGAGCUGCUCCGGCAGUCGAUGGUGUCACUGCCGUUGGUCUUGCUACUGCCGCACCCACUGGAGGGAAGAAAGCUAUUUUUUUGAAAGAAGAGAAGAAGGAAAAUACCGAUUCCGAGGAUGACAACAUGGUAUUUGGCCUGUUCGAAUAA
This is a messenger RNA of Topomyia yanbarensis, 354 nucleotides long. RefSeq names its product large ribosomal subunit protein P2-like. NCBI's taxonomy places the organism in Eukaryota, Metazoa, Arthropoda, Insecta, Diptera, Culicidae. Gene Ontology annotation, cellular component: ribosome; cytosolic large ribosomal subunit. The record is from RefSeq and is a predicted model, not a curated record. Gene Ontology annotation, molecular function: structural constituent of ribosome. Gene Ontology annotation, biological process: cytoplasmic translational elongation.